CCCCCAACAUAAAAAAUGGCAGAAACCCUGAUCCGAUUUGGAAUUCUGGGCUGCGCUAACAUUGCUCGCAAGGUAUCAAGGGCAAUGCUCCUCUCCCCAAACACCACCAUCUCCGCCAUCGGCAGCCGUUCUCUAGAUAAGGCAACUGCUUUUGCAUCGGAAAACCACUUCCCGGAAUCCACCAAGGUUUAUGGCUCCUACGACGCCGUAUUGGAUGAUCCUGAUGUCGAUGCCGUUUAUAUCCCGUUACCGACAAGCCUCCAUCUCCGGUGGGCUGUUUUGGCGGCCGAGAAAAAGAAGCAUGUUUUGCUGGAGAAGCCGCUGGCGCUCAACGUCGGCGAAUUGGAUACGAUUUUGAAAGCAUGUGAAUCAAGUGGAGUACAGUUCAUGGAUGGUACCAUGUGGAUGCAUCAUCCGCGGACUGCAAAGAUGAAAGAGGUCCUUUCCGAUGAACAGCGAUUCGGGCAGCUUAAAUCCGUCCACAGCACGUUUACGUAUGUAGGAGAAGGUGACUUCCAAAAGAACGAUGUCCGUGUAAACCCGAAUCUCGAUUCCCUUGGAGCUCUUGGGGAUGCGGGUUGGUAUAGUAUACGAGCCAUUCUAUGGGCUCAUGAUUAUGAACUUCCGAAAACUGUGACUGCACUUCGCGAUCCCGAAUACAACGAAUCGGGGGUAAUCUUGUCAUGUGGUGCUUCUUUAAAAUGGGAAGAUAACGGGAAAGUAGCAACCUUUUAUUGUUCCUUCCUCUCAAAUUUGUGCAUGGACAUAAUUGCCCUUGGAACGAAAGGAAACCUACGUGUUCAUGACUUUGUUAUCCCCUUUAAGGAAAAAGUUGGGCAUUUUUAUGCCGUCGCAAAUUCGAAGUGGGCAGAAUUAUCACUUGGGUGUGAGCCCGAGCCGAGUGAGUUCCAGAUGCCGACCGUUCUUCCUCAGGAAGCGUUGAUGGUGCAAGAAUUUGCUCGAUUGGUUGACGGAAUUCGCAUUGGCAAGAAGAAACCGGAGAAGAAGUGGCCGAUCAUUAGUCGGAAGACCCAAGUGGUUAUCGAUGCGGUUAUCGCUUCGAUUAAGAAUGGUUUCGAGCCUAUUGAAAUCGUUUACUAGAAGUUGUAUUAAUCUUAUGUUACAACAUAACUUUAAUCUAUGUCACCUUACAUAAAGGUUACAUUUGUUUUUAAAAGUUGCUGAAGUCUGAAAUCUUAUUUCACUUCUUAUUUAUAUGAGGUGGGAUGCUGAAGUAUGAAUUCUGAAUCAAUAAGAC
Molecule: messenger RNA, 1258 nt
Organism: Cynara cardunculus var. scolymus (artichoke)
Lineage: Eukaryota; Viridiplantae; Streptophyta; Magnoliopsida; Asterales; Asteraceae
Exons: 2
Coding region: 16-1101 (361 amino acids)
Molecular function (GO): nucleotide binding
Source: RefSeq, a predicted model, not a curated record